This is a messenger RNA of Schistosoma intercalatum, 2983 nucleotides long. The record is from the annotation of a GenBank genome assembly. NCBI's taxonomy places the organism in Eukaryota, Metazoa, Platyhelminthes, Trematoda, Strigeidida, Schistosomatidae.
GUUUUAACGAACGUGGGAGAUUUGAGCUGGUCUCUACUGUUCUUCGUCCGCGUUGUUGCCGUCCUAUUCGUACCACCUAUCUCAUCCGAUUUGUCAGACUGUUGAUCAUUAGACUUUGCUGUGUGAAGGGUGUAUUCUGUCGUCAUGUGGAACUACAUCAGCAGCUUAUCAGUGGUAUAAUGUACAUUGUACCACUAAUUACUUUGUGGUACGUACCACAAGCCUUCCAUCCUCAUCGAGUGGAGUAUCACUGAUCUUACACCUCGGCGUCUUUGAGGUAGAUGUCAAUCCUCUCGAAAACUAGGUUUCAUAUUUGUUCCACGACCUUUUAAGUAACACAAGAAAUACAUAGAUCGAAGUCGUCGAUUAAUUUUCUUUUGAAAAUGGCCAAGAAGAAAUCAUCACUUGUUAUAACUGACCCAUCUGCAAAUCAAGGUUAUAUUGACGGAAAGUUUGAUAAAGAACCUUCAGACUUUUGUAAUAUUUGUCUUCUCAUAUUUCUCUACAUUUUGCAAGGCAUUCCUCUUGGACUGUCGUCUGCAGUCCCUUACUUAUUACAAUCAGAUCCAAAAUCGGCUAAUUACCAAUCACAAGCAGCUUUCUCGUUUGCAUUUUGGCCAUUUUCACUUAAAUUAGCUUGGGCUCCAAUAGUAGACUCGUUGUACAGUUCACGUAUAGGUAGACGAAAGACUUGGCUUAUUCCCGUUCAAUAUGCUCUUGGAAUUAACCUACUUAUUAUCGCGCUCUAUGUUAACCAGUGGUUGGGGCGUACACCUGAUAACCCAUGGGGCCCAUUAGGUGUGGUGCAUCCAGUGGAUAUUUCACGCUUGACUGUAGCUUUCUUUGGACUUACUUUUCUUGCAGCUACACAAGAUAUUGUAGUAGAUGGAUGGGCACUUACAAUGUUGUCUAGGAAAAACUUAGGAUGGGCUUCCACAUGUAAUACAGUUGGUCAAACAUUGGGUCAUUUAAUUGCGUUUGUCGUCCUCAUGUGUUUAGAAUCACCAGAUAUUUCUAAUAAGUAUAUACGAUUGACUCCUGUUGAAGGUGAAGGGCUGAUUACUUUUUCAGGUUUUCUUUAUUUUUGGGGUAUUGUAUUCCUGGUGGCAACCACACUUGUUGGAGUUUUUAAGAAGGAAGUACCUCAUAAUCUGUCCGUUACAUCAUCUGCUCAUUCUAAUCAACUUGAUAAUCAUUCAAAUGGUUCGGUAGCCUGUUUAAAUCAAACAGGAAAUAUCGAAGGACAGUUAUCGUCUAGAAAUCGUAUCGCACAAACAAAUACAAUUGAUAAACAAAUUAGUUGUGAAUCCACUCGAAGUCGUUCACGUACUCCCAGUGGUUGGAGUCGUAUUAUUGAAAUUCCUCCCGAUGAAGAACUGAAUGUAACUAAGUCAAACAAAGAAUUGUCAUUAUUUGAUACCUAUCGUUUUAUGUUAGGUAUUUGUAAAUUGAAGCCUAUUUUACAAUACAUAUUGUUAUUAUUCAUUGCCAAGGUUUGCUUCUGUCCUGCAGAUGCGAUAUCUGGACUAAAGCUAAUCGAACAAGGUCUACCAAGAGAGAAACUUGUUUUCAUUGGGGUCCUACUUUUACCGCUUGAAGUGAUUCUACCACUGCUUAUUACUCAAGUGACAAAUGGACCGAAAUUAUUAAAAUAUUAUACAUGGGCUUUUUUACCUCGUUUACUUCUAGCAACAUUAUCUGUUCCAUUGAUUUAUUUUGCACCGUACUUUAAAAUUUCAAAUCAAAUCCAUUCAAUCAUUCGUAAUAAUCAUACAUUAGAAGAGUCAGCUCCCAUCCUUGAAUCAACUACAACUCAUACAUCAUUCUCAUGGCUUUUCUAUGGUAUCAUGAUUUGUCAUUUGGCUAUUUAUUCAGUAUUCUCUACUGUGAUGUUUAUUACUCAAGUAUCAUUUCAUGCAAAAAUAAGUGAUCCAGCUGUAGGUGGAACUUAUAUGACGUUGUUAAAUACUGCGGCUAACUUAGCUACAAGUUUGCCGAAUACUCUCUUUUUAUCACUCGUCGAACCACUUACUCUACGAAAAUGCUCUGGAGCUGAUUUACUAAAAGCUGGGUUAUUAUCUUUACGAACUAAUUCUAUUCAAUCUGUUAAUACGAUGAAUAUAACUCAUCCUAUACAAUAUUCAAAAGAUGAGAUUUAUAGAAAUGGACAGUUAUGGUUGGCUAAUAAUGCUACCUGUGAGAAUUCUAAAACUAUUCAGGCUUGUCUUGAUAUCGGUGGAACAUGUUCAAAAUUACUGGACGGUUUUUACGUUGAAGUUGGAUUAUGUUUGCUUUUCGGAUUGGUUACAUUCCCAACAAUAGUACUUCCUUAUGCUAAUCAUCUUGACACUCAACCUAAUGAAGCGUUUACUUUUCGUCCUUCGUCAUCACUAGCCAGACACCAAAGUAGAAGUGAUAAUAAUGAGACAAAAAAAACUAGAAAGGAUUGAAAAAAAGUUUCGGAACUAAAGUAUAAUCUUGACGAAUAUUUGUAUAAAGUAUAAUUUGUUUACCGUUUUGUUCCAUGUUGCACUGUCUCCUUGUUUGUUAUUUUGCCCAUUCUUGUUAUAUACAUUUAUGUGGAUGUUAUUUUACUUUUCACUUUCUAUGUGAAUGUUUUUCCACGAAAUAUUCAUCGCUGUGAAUUCGCUUCUCUCUGAGAUGUAGAUUUAUAACUCAUAUACACACGCACACAUACUUAAAUGUAUGUCCUAUCCUGCCCUUUCUACAUAAUGACACUGACGACGAUACUGGUAGUGUGAUAUUUAAUUAGGCAUAAAAUGUUGAAGUUCAUUAUUACAUCUUAAUUAUUUUGUGUUAUGUGUAUACAGAAAUGUAAUUUUAAAUUUCACGUUGUAGAUGGUUAUUUAUUUCAUAAUAUUACUUCUAUUAUUUUUGUUAUUUACAUGUGUAAAUUCUUUAUACGUGGGCGUUGAUAACCGAAUGGAAAAAAAUAAAUUAUACAAAAAAUUCGUUCAUUUUC